Messenger RNA from Mangifera indica (mango), 1820 nucleotides. RefSeq names its product protein SUPPRESSOR OF K(+) TRANSPORT GROWTH DEFECT 1-like. Gene Ontology annotation, molecular function: ATP binding; ATP hydrolysis activity. Lineage: Eukaryota; Viridiplantae; Streptophyta; Magnoliopsida; Sapindales; Anacardiaceae. Gene Ontology annotation, biological process: endosomal transport; vacuole organization. The transcript has 8 exons. The record is from RefSeq and is a predicted model, not a curated record. Bases 261 to 1571 code for a protein of 436 amino acids.
UUUUUGUAAGCGUAGUCCAACAAACGGAGAGGGCGAAAUAGAUAAGCUAAAAGGCUUAAGGAUUUGGAAUUUGGCCCUUUCCUUCCAGUUCCAGGAAAACCAUUCUGUUUAAUUCCUUUCAUCUAAAUCCAAUUUCACAGCACGCUUUUGCACUUUGAUUUUAAAUCAAACGAAUCACAAAGUCUGUAUUUCUGUUCUUUCAACAUUAAUUUCGUAAAUUCAUCGAUCUCUCAUACGAUUCGAUUCAAAACCCUAAAAAUAUGUACAGCAACUUCAAAGAACAAGCAAUCGAGUACGUCAAACAAGCCGUGCAGGAAGAUAAUGCCGGAAAUUACGCUAAAGCCUUCCCGCUUUACAUGAACGCUUUGGAGUACUUCAAGACCCAUCUGAAGUACGAGAAGAAUCCUAAGAUUAAAGAAGCUAUUACCCAGAAAUUUACUGAAUAUCUCCGUCGAGCAGAGGAGAUCCGUGCAGUUUUGGACGAUGGUGGGCCCGGCCCUGCCCAUAACGGUGACGCUGCUGUGGCCACCCGACCCAAGAGCAAGCCCAAGGAUGGCAGUGGUGGCGAAGGCGGCGAUGGGGAGGAUCCCGAGCAGGCCAAGCUGCGUUCUGGAUUGAAUUCGGCGAUUAUUAGAGAGAAGCCCAACGUCAAGUGGAAUGACGUGGCGGGUCUCGAGAGCGCGAAGCAGGCUUUACAGGAGGCUGUUAUUUUGCCUGUUAAAUUUCCUCAGUUUUUUACCGGCAAGAGACAACCAUGGAGAGCUUUUCUGUUGUAUGGACCACCUGGAACUGGGAAGUCAUAUCUUGCCAAGGCUGUUGCUACAGAAGCUGAUUCUACUUUUUUCAGUGUUUCUUCUUCUGACUUGGUUUCAAAGUGGAUGGGUGAAAGUGAAAAGCUUGUUUCAAGUCUUUUCCAAAUGGCUCGUGAAAGUGCCCCUUCUAUUAUCUUCAUUGAUGAGAUAGAUUCAUUAUGUGGACAGCGUGGAGAAGGGAAUGAAAGUGAAGCUUCUAGACGUAUCAAAACUGAACUUCUUGUACAGAUGCAGGGUGUUGGACACAAUGAUCAGAAAGUUCUUGUUCUUGCAGCUACAAAUACUCCCUAUGCUCUAGAUCAGGCCAUAAGGCGGCGUUUUGACAAGCGUAUAUAUAUCCCGCUUCCAGAUUUGAAGGCUAGGCAGCACAUGUUCAAAGUUCAUCUAGGAGAUACUCCACACAAUUUGACCGAAAGUGACUUCGAAAAUUUAGCUCGCAAAACUGAGGGGUUUUCAGGUUCAGAUAUUUCUGUGUGUGUUAAGGAUGUCCUCUUUGAACCUGUCCGGAAAACUCAGGAUGCCAUGUUCUUCUUUCAAACUACUAAUGGUAUGUGGAUGCCAUGUGGACCAAAGCAGCAAGGUGCUGUCCAAAUUACCAUGCAGGAGCUGGCAGGACAAGGACUUGCAGCUAAGAUACUACCUCCCCCGAUCACAAAAACAGAUUUUGAUAAGGUACUUGCGAGACAGAGGCCAACAGUGAGCAAGGCUGACCUUGAAGUUCAGGAGAGAUUCACAAAGGAGUUUGGAGAGGAAGGUUAACGAGUCAAGGCAUAUAAAACCUGAGCCACAGUAGUGAGUGCAACCACUAUGAUUGUAUUUUUAUCUAUCACAUAAGGAGCCAGGAUUUUACUUUAAAUGGGGAAGGUGGCUUAACUUAUCUUUUCAUUUGUUCAGAUGGAAAAAACUGGAGUUUGAUAACUUGUUAAUUAUCGUUUCAUAUUGUGUAAAGAAUAGUUGCGAAAUUACUGCCUAUGGUGAACAAGAUGCAUAUAUUGUUGGUUGCGUUCA